CCAGCAGAUCUCCAGCAGUGAAACAGUUAACACUGAGCACAGCGCUGUAGUGUCGGACGCCGGAGUGCGGCUCUGAGCAUGUGCUGUUCCUGCUGCAUUGAAGGAAAAUGUGUCAGUUAUCAUUGGAGAAGAGUAUAAGGGAGGAGAAAGGGAGAGCGGGAGGUUAGCCGGGGCAAACACACAACGAGAAGGAACCGAUACGACCAUGGUCCUGUUUUGUCUCGUGUCCUCUGCAUGAUUACAAUGAACUCGCACAGGGUCGAUUCCACCGCACGCGCUGCUGCAGCCCGACAAUAAAACACGUAAAAACCCCAGAGUUCUGAACGGACCCAUUGGCCCAGUCACCAUGGCAACAGCAAUGACCCCCGAGCCCCUGACGCCGCUGUCACGGUGGUAUCUGUACGCCAUCCAUGGCUACUUCUGCGAAGUCAUGUUCACGGCAGCAUGGGAGUUCGUGGUCAAUUGCAACUGGAAGUUCCCUGGCGUGACGAGUGUGUGGGCGCUUUUUAUCUAUGGAACCUGCAUCCUGAUCGUUGAGCACAUGUACCUGCGCCUGCGUGAUCGCUGCAAUGUCUUGCUGCGCUGCUUCAUAUACACCUUGUGGACAUACAUGUGGGAGUUUGGCACAGGGCUGCUGCUGCGUCAGUUCAACGCCUGCCCUUGGGACUACUCACAGUUCAAAUACAACUUCAUGGGCUUGAUCACGGCGGAAUACGCUGUGCCCUGGUUCUGUGCGUCAUUCAUUGUGGAGCGCUUGGUCAUUCGCAACACGUUGCGGCUGCGCUUUGACGAGUGGGCCGAGCCUGCCCAGGUUGGAAGAAGUGGUGGAGGUGAAAGAGGAGGAGCAAGGAGAGGAAGAGGAGCCAGAGGAGUGGCCGCUAAUGGCUAUGUGAAAGUGGACUGAGUGAGAGUUGUUUCUCUCUCUGUCUUUAAAAAUGUAUUGGUCCAGUCUUUUCUUUACUCCUGAAGAAGUUUCCAGCUUUCUCCUAGCCCACACUCUGGGAGGGAGCGAUGUUAAGAUUCAGUUGGUGUGGAUCAGUGAAAAAAACAAACAACAAAACCACAGCUAGAAUAAGGUGUGUGGUUUUAGUGCCCCACAAAGGAAAACUGCAGUCCUAAAUAAUGCCCAAAUUCUGAUAUGCCUCACUCAGGCAAUCCCUAGCAGCCCAUUAGCCCAGGGAAGAUACAGAGGGUUUUAUUGUGUAGCUUGUAUCAUUUCCCCAUCCCUGUACUGUACCUCCCAGACCAGUCCAUCCACUUCAAACACAUUAGGAUGGAUAAGGAGUAGGAAAAAAACACGAGAACUUACAUCUUGAAAAACAGAAAAAUGGGCCAGAAAAUAAGGAAUGCUAAGAAAAAUCAAUCUUUUUUUUUUUUUUUUAGCAUAUUAAAGUUAAGUGUGUAGUAGCAAAAGCAAAUAACUGUUAGGGUAAAGAAUUUGAAUUGUUGAAGUUUGUGUUAUUUAUUAAUAUUUAUCUAAUGGUAGUUAAUUAACUUAUUAUAGGCUUAUAGUAUGUUGUAUACAGUGCCCUAAAGUAAUGCAUUGAACUUGAAUCUAGUGUUUUUAUAAUGAACAAAAAAAAAGAAUGCUUGAACAUGCAUGAGAAUAGUGUCUUCCAGAUUUUUUUAACAAGAAGCAAAUCUGAAAUGUAUUCUGUAAAAAAAACCAACAAAAAAACGUUUAUUUUUAACCAUGUGGAUUAAGACACAAAGGAGUACUGGAUUGUAUUAACUUGUACUGCUGAUAGUUAGGAUUUAAAUAUGGGAUGUCUUAAAAUAUUGUGUGAAUAUACUGGAAAUAAUGUUGAGAGAAGUGGGGAAAAAACGUGAUCUGCUGCUAUGUUCUUUCUUGGUUCAUAAUAUCUCUGUACUAAUUAAGUGACCAGGCCAUUUGCACUACAGUCCCUAAAAAAAUAAAAUAAAAGGUUUUCUGGGCUCUAGAAUGAAAAGUCUAAACAUGAAGGAAAACAAAACAAAAGCAAACAAACAAACAAAAAAACUGGCUAAAACAAUUUUUUUGUACAUUGAUUAAAAACUUUGAUGUGAACAACUUAAUGCAUGUUAAAUUAUGGUUGAUAAUAAACUCACAAAGUUUUAAAUAUAUGUUUUUGUUGUACUGAAGUAGAUGGUGAUCUUGUAUCAAAGUCCAGAAUAUCCCAUCUGUUCAGUCAAUAAAAAUAAUACAUUUUACUGGAAGCACUAUCGGAAAAAUACGUGAACACACCAUCUUUUUAAAGAUAAGAAAAUAAAAAUAAUCACGGGUCAUUCAAAUAUUCUCCAAUAUUAACAUUAUAGUCCAUUUAGGAGCUUCGAAGUAAUAAGGAGUAUCUUACCUGGGAGCCAGUGUAGACUGAAGAAAGUCAGAGUGAAUAUUAUCCGAAGGUUUGAUACAUAUCAGAACCUUUCCUACAUAUAUGCUGUAAUCUGAUGACGAGCUGAUCUAGGGGAGGCAAUCAGGAGAAUAUUUCCAUGAUUAAGCUGAGAACACACAAUCAUCUUUGGCUUCUUGUUUCACUGGGGUAUAAAUGCCAUGAAGUAUCUGACUUUUGACAUGGUCAUCUCAGUCUCUUAAACUAAACCCCAUUCAAAGCCUAUGAGCUGAAGACGAGAGUCCAAAAGAGAGGACCUAGGACCCUGGAAAAUGUGGACAGAUUCUGUUUUGAGGAGUGUCUCAGUGAUUCAGCUCUGUGACUCAGCAAUGUAGGAGAAGACUCAGAGAUUUUCGCGCGCGCACACACACACACACACACACACACAUCACCUAAUUAACCCAAUUAAACAAAUGAGACAAAAAUAUUAUACCUGGUCCUUUGUUUAUUGUGGAAAAUGAUCCAAUAUUAAACAUCUUUGUGUGGCAAAAGUAUGUGAACCUUCGCUUUCAGCAUUUGGUGGACCCCUUUGUGCCGUAAUAACUUCAGGUAAACAUGUCCAGUAACUGUUGAUCAGUCCUGUACAUCGUCUUGGAGGAAUUUUAGCCCAUUCUUCAGUGCAGAACAGCUUCAACUCUGGGAUAUUGCUGGGUUUCCUCACAUGAAUUGCUUGCUUCAGGUCCUUCCACAACAUUUCUAUUGGUUUAAGGUCAUGGCUUUGACUUGGACAUUAACUUUAGGGCCUGUAGUUGCUUAGAAUUUGCCCUGGGUAUAGGAUCCUUUGGGGCCCAGAGUUGAGUGCAGCAUUACCAAGUAACGCAUUACUGUAAUCUAAUGACUUUUUCUGAUAACGCAGUAAUGUAACGCAUUACAUUUUAGAUUUAUAUUUACUGUUGUCAAUAAAAUUACAUUACUGGUGUAACAAAUUUAUUGUUAAGAAAACAAUAUUAAGUAAAAUGCAUUUUUUUAAUAAAUCACGUUUUGCCCUGAAGAUUUUUUCUUUAGCCCUGAUUAGUUCUCCACUUGGAGCGGUUUGUCACUGUGUAACUGAAGGUCAGUAAAAGAAGACGGUGGUGUUGUAAUUUUAUAUCUUCAGUGAACGGAGGUGAGACCGAUCAGACCGGGUUUACAGGAAAAUACGUGGAAACACUCAUGUUUUAUUAACUGACAGCUCUCAAUUCUGCCAAACGCUAGCUCACUCAGUCAGUGUGAGGAAAAACUGGAUAUACGCCAUACAGUUUUCUUAAAUCAGUAAAGGGGAAACUGAACCAGCAACAGCCUCUGAUGCUGAGCAGGAAAACAAGGUGUCUAAUGUCUAUAUGAGUUCCAGUUUAUAUGAACAUGAUAUGAGCAGAGCAUAAGGAAAUAUAAUGUACUUUGCAUGCACUGUAGCAGCUAGACCCAGACAGUGAUUGCUUAGCUGUGUCUCCCCUUGACUAGUGACACCAAACUGGCCUAGUUAGAAACGUUUGAUAUUUUAUCAGUCUGGUAGUCCUACAAACAGUGACAACACCCGAGUUUUAUGAUAAAUCCAACUUUUUAUGAUCACGUCAUACAAUGUGUGCUAAAAUGACUGAAAGAACUAAGAGUUUCACUUUAUAGUGUAUUUUUGUUGGUUUGGUAGGUUUUGAAAGUAACAGUAAUUAGUAAUCUGAUUACUUUUUACAUUCAGUAAUCAGUAAUGUAAUCAGAUUACAAUUUUAAAGUAGUAAUUAAUAAUCUGUAGGGGAUUCCUUUUUUUGAGUAACUUACCCAACACUGUUGUGGACUAUUGCACUUGAUAUUGGAAUGAUCUUUGUUGGUCGACCACUCCUGGGGAGGGUAACAAUGGUCUUGAAUAUCUAUCUGACUGGUCCUCAGAAAUCUCCAUUGAUUGUGCCAUGAUACACUUCCACAGACAUGUGUUGUGAAUAUCAGCCUUUGAUAGAGCCCUGUUCUUUUAAUAAAACAGGGUGGUUACACCUGAUUGUCGUCCCAUUAAUUGAAAGCACCUGACUAAUUUCACCAUGAAAUGAACUUCUAAUCCUGGAGGUUCACAUACUUUUUCCACGCACAGAUAUGUAAUAUUGGAUCAUUUUCCUCAAUAAAUAAAUGUCCAAUAUGUUUGUCUCAUUUGUUUAAUAGGGAUCUCUUUGUAUACUUUAAGGAGUUGUGUGAAAAUCUGAUGAUGUUUUAAGUCAUAUUUAUGCAAAUAUACAGAAAAUUCUAAAGGGUUCCAAAACUUUCAAGCACCACUGUCUAUGUAUAUGUGGCAGUUUUUAAAGCUUUCAGUGUAAGAUUCAGCUUGUUAACAAAGUAAUUUUUCUACCCAUCAAAAUUGUGGUGCCGACUGCGGAUUCAGGAAUCAUAAGCAUAAAAAAUAAUAAACUAAGGCCGUGUUAGAGAGUAUCUGACCAAGAUGAGAUGAGAAAAAUAGACUUUCUAAUACUGAUUCUUGGGGAAUCCUCCAUGUGUCAGUCGUGUAAAAGCAGAGCAAACCAAACAAAAUGCUUCCUACGUGAGAGGUACGAAUGAAAUAACUUACCGGCUGUACCUGUGACUCCCAUGAGCAUCUCUAGGUGGAUGAUGAGAAUAUGAUGCCAUAUUGUAAAGCCAUUACUGCAUCAGUAGAAUAGCAAAUGCAAUAAUAGAACAGGUAGAUCAUAUUUGAGACCACAUGUACAGUCAUGGGAAAAAGAAAGUACACAACACAUCAAUUCUCUGUGUUUAUAAAUCAGGGCCUAAAUAACAAUUGUGUGGUCAUAAUGCACAGCACAUUGUUUGGUGAAAACCAAACACAGAGAAUCACCACAAACACAUACCAAUUGUCAAGCAUGGAGGUGGAGGGGUGAUGAUUUGGGCUUGUUUUGCAGCCACAGGGCCUGGGAAACCUGGAGUCUUUGAGACAACGAUGAACUCCACCUUAUGCCUCAAAUGUGAGGCCAUCUGUCCAGCAACUUAAGCUGGGCUAAAAUUGGGUCAUGCAACAGGACAAUGAUCCCAAGCACACCAGCAAAUCAACAUCUGAAUGGCUAAAGAAGAAAAAAGUCACGGUUUAGAAUGAUCAAGUCAAAGUCCAGACCUCAACCCCAUUGAGAUGCUGUGGCAGGACUUCAAGAUGGCUGUGAAUAAACGAAUGCCCUCAACCAUCAAUGAACUCAAGCCACGAUGUAAAGAAGAGUGGGCCAAAAUAUUUCCAAAACAAAGUGAGAGACUGAUAAACUCCUACAGAAAACAUUUACUUCAAGUUAUUAUUGCUAACGGUGUUUCCACAUUUUACUGAAUUAUACGGUGUACUUAUUUUCCCCCCACCUGGUUUCUGAAUGUUGGUUUACUUUAUAAGAAAAAAUGACUACUUAUUGAAAUCGUUUUGUUUUUUUGUUUUUUUUUGUCACCUAUUUGUUUAUAGAAGCUGGUGAGGACCACACAAUUGUUAAGUAGACUCUGAUAAAUAAAACCAUAGAAUUGAAGGAAGGUGUGCUUUUUUUCUCAUGAGUGUAAAUCUGGUAAAGGGCAGCUGUGGUAUAAUGUUCAAUGUGUCUUAAUCCUCAACAAUACACAUCAGUGCUUAAACCUUAAUAACAACCUAAUAACACUUAGUGUCAAUGUUAUAUAUACUCUUUAUUGCUAACUAUUUAUUGCCAAUGGACAAUGUGGUACUGCAUGAGAGCAAUGCUUUUUAAGACCAUACAGGCAGUGAAGAGAAAUUAUAACAUUGACCAAUGGUCUGGAUUCCACCAAAUCUGCUCUUCUAGCACAAAAUCAGUGAACACAUUUAACAAACCUUGAGUGACCAAUAGCAUAUAAACCCAAUUCUAUAUAACCAUACCAACUUGAACCUUGACCAACCACACCAUAUAACCACACUCUCAUGAACUAUAUCCAUAUCACCUAACCCCUAUUUUCCAUGACACUAAUUUAGAAAGCUCCACCAUAUCCACAAAACCCAACCCUAAAUAAUCUUACCAUAGGUUUCAAAUAAACAUCAACUUCAAGCCACUAAUUCUACCACACAUUACACAUUACAUACUCAGGCUAGCCAUAAUCAUGAAACCGACAAAGAAUACUCAAGAAUAACUCAACAUGGGACAACCAUAUGCAUAUAAAUUAAUCCAGACUAACAAUAUUUAUCUACCCUAACAAACCAUACUUAUAUACCCUGUGGAAAGCUUUGUCAGACCAGCUACUGGUCAGACUGGUGAACCAUCUUUGGCAGCUGUAAUCUGUGGUAGAUAGGAACAGUUCUCUGAAUUUUUGCUACUAAUGCUACAUUGCAAGCAAGUUGUUUUUAAGAAAUGAUCACAAUUGUAAGGCAAUUAGAAAGUCUAAAACAUGAACUCAUUCCUUCAUCUUUAGUAACUGCUUUAUCCUGGCCAUGAGCACAGUGGAUCUGGAACAUAUCACUGGAGCUUUGAGGCAACAGUACUACACGCUACACCACCAUGACACCCAUCUCAAACAUUUUAUUGACUAAUUUUGUCAAAUAAUAAAGGUCGUAGAAAAUAA
This is a messenger RNA of Ictalurus punctatus (channel catfish), 6854 nucleotides long. RefSeq names its product transmembrane protein 229B (gene tmem229b). NCBI's taxonomy places the organism in Eukaryota, Metazoa, Chordata, Actinopteri, Siluriformes, Ictaluridae. The record is from RefSeq and is a predicted model, not a curated record. The transcript is spliced from 2 exons. Bases 347 to 904 code for a protein of 185 amino acids.